ACAGUUAAGAUUUUCCUCUAGUUAAGAUCGAUUAGUGAAUCGUUUAAGUAGAAAUUAUGGUGCAGUUUAGACUAAUGAUUGUUCUACCAAUAAUAAUUGGUGUGCUACAGGUUUGCACAGCCAAUCCAAUUUCCUCUGAAGAGGAAGCCGAUCCGGCAAAGCUGUUCUCAGCAGAUGAAUUAGAACGUGCAAAGAACGCAGAAUUAAACGUGGCACGAUUAGUUGAAGGAAAAUCUUAUGGCCUCACGUUCGAAGAAAUGAUGAAAUUCCAUGAAUUGCGAAAGAAUAAAGGAAGUACUGGCAUGACGUCUGCACACAUGAAAAAAGUUUGUGGGAUCUUGGUUCCUGAACUAACAAUUUCAAAAGAUUUGACCAGCGCUCAGGAAGCACAGUUACCGAAGAUGGGAAAAAUGAUGAAUCAUUUUGUAGGCAAACGCGAUCCUUUUGAUUUUAUUCGAUCGAUGCUUUGUGGUUAUUUAAGUGAACCUGAUGUAAUUGAAUUGGAAGCUAAUACAUUCGGUUUACCAUUGGUUACUUACUUGGAAAUGCUUUUUUUCAAAUCGAAAGCUGAAGAAGCUUCAACAAGCGUCGAACAUGUUAUAGUGGCUAAACAAAUUUGCUGCUUGCGUAUAAACCGAAGUGAGAACGAGGUAGUUAUGUUGGAUAGAUCGACAUUCAAUGGAGAAUUGCCCGAUGCAGAUUUGAUUGGAUUUGUCGAACAAUGGAAUGCAUUCGAAACUUCAAAGACAUUGAAAUCAUUGGAAAACGUCUGCGAUUUUCUACAAACCAAAGAACACACCAACGACAAAUGCGUGGUAGCUACGCCAAUUGAUGGACCAAUUGAUGAAUCAGUUGAUUUGUAAAGUUUUAUAGUAUGAGUACAGGGACUAAAAUAGGGAUUUUUUUCGGUGUAGCCACAUCUUGUCAGGGCCCAUGUUUUCGCUCUGAAGGGGCCAAAUCUAAUAUGUAAAACAAAACUUGGGUGAAUAAACUUGUAGUCACAGACUUUA
This is a messenger RNA of Bradysia coprophila, 1010 nucleotides long. RefSeq lists its product as uncharacterized. NCBI's taxonomy places the organism in Eukaryota, Metazoa, Arthropoda, Insecta, Diptera, Sciaridae. The record is from RefSeq and is a predicted model, not a curated record.